Messenger RNA from Radiomyces spectabilis, 624 nucleotides. Its product is annotated as protein-tyrosine phosphatase-like protein. The coding region runs from base 1 to 624 and encodes 207 amino acids. The record is from RefSeq and is a predicted model, not a curated record. Gene Ontology annotation, biological process: protein dephosphorylation. Gene Ontology annotation, cellular component: nucleus. The transcript is spliced from 2 exons. Gene Ontology annotation, molecular function: protein tyrosine/serine/threonine phosphatase activity. Lineage: Eukaryota; Fungi; Mucoromycota; Mucoromycetes; Mucorales; Radiomycetaceae.
AUGGAAAAUGAAGAGGAAGCUUCGUUGAAUGACCACUCUCAUCUGUACCAUACCUUGGAAUGUGGUGCGGAUGGAAAACCGGGCGGCAUUCUAAUCACUAGUGUUGGUCAACAAGUGCUUCCUCAAGUGUGGAUUGGCGGCUACAAAGCAUAUGAAUCCAGAAGCUUUUUGAACAAAAACCGUAUCACUCGCAUUCUCAGUCUCGGUCACUUUAAACCACUGUAUGCACCGACCGAAUUUGUCCACGAGAUUAUUCCCAUUGCGGAUAAUCCCGAAUCCAACAUUAUUCAGCAUUUUCCAAAGACAUUUGAGUUGAUUGACACUUGGAUCGCUCAAGGUCAGAAUAUCCUCGUUCACUGCCUUGCAGGUGUUUCACGAAGUCCUACCGUGGUCACGGCGUAUUUAAUGAAAAAGCGACAGUUGCAUCCCAAAGCAGCCUUGGCGGUGAUCAAACAAAUGCGACCCUUUGUCAACCCAAAUCCGGGCUUCAUGAAUCAACUUCGACUGUACCAAGAUAUGAACUGCGAAUUUGAUCCCAAUAAUCCCGUUUACAUUGCCUACCACCAAAAACAUCCUUAUGACGCCAGUCAUAUUGGUCACAAAGAAUACGAAAGCGAACGAUGA